AUGGCGCUCACAGAUGAGAAUCGAAGGACCUUCUUGGCACAGAAUGUUAGUGCCGACUUGGUUUAUCUUUGGGAGGAGCUGAAUGUCUCUCUGCUACACCAGUACGAGUUGGGGCAGAAUUACCGUUCCAUGGUCAGGUUCGCUGCACUGGCCGACACACGGGCUGGUGCGAGAGCUGCUUUCGCCAGUGAUGUAACGGUGGAUCCGGACACUGCUGCCGGCCGGGCGGCUCUGGCAGGACUGGUUGCUGCCUGGCAAUCCGCUCUGGACACCACGGAGCAUGAGAGAAAGCUCAAGGCAGAGGCACACGUUUUGGGGUUGCCAAAACCCCUUCCGGCCAAUGAUCGUCUGGCCAUGCGUGUAGCUCUUGAAGCUUCUUUAGGAUCCUUGGAAGAUCGUGAAGAACCUAGCUCAACUUACCUGGCAUUGAAAAUGGAGGAGGUUGAGGCUGGAGAAAUCAAGGCUUCGCUCUUGGAUGAAGUUACUUGUACAGUGGAUGAAGUGAACGCCAACUUCCAGUCGUCCGUGGACUCCUCCGGCAGGUUGCGCCUCACUAAGGAGCGCAAGAAGGCCAAGCUACCGACCGGGUCUGAAGAGCUCCGUCAGAGGUUGCGAGUGGAGGCUCACACAUUUCUGAUGCUUGCCGCACGCUUUCGCAACAAAGCAUGGUUUCAGGGCUUGAGCUCCAAGGAUUUUCUUCUGCAUGUUGACUACGUACUGGGCGACAAGAUCUACUUGUUGCAGACAGUACGUCCUGAAGGGGGUCCCGCUAUGUCUUGGGCGAAUCCUUCUUGGCAACUUGUACUUAACUACGAACAUCGCUUGAGAAAGGAGGCUUACAAGCAGGCCAGCCGAAACAAUCGAUCCUUGACCGACACACUCAAGGAGGCCAGGGACAACGCCAUGCUCAAAGAGACCUAUUUCGUCGGGCCCUUGGCCAUGGAGAUGGCUUCGCGUGCAUCGUUCUCAGCCGGGCCGCCUGCAAAGUUUCAGAAGAUUGAUGGGGCGCCGCCGCCGCCAACCCCUGAUCCUAGCUGGGACCGUGAUCGCAAAGGGAAGGGGAAGGGCAAGGGCAAGUUUCUUGGUAAGCCUUCCAAGAAUGGCUUCGUCUUCCGCAAGACUCCUGACGGUCGCGAAAUUUGCUAUGGCUACAACAAUGGGUCUUGUCCGGGAAAUUGUGGAUUCUUGUAUCUCUUCGCUGGGCCUACCCGCCAUUCGGAUGUGAAGAGCUACCUCGUGGAGCUUUCCCGGAAGCAUGAUAUCAACCUUUUCGGACUGGAGAUUGAUCUCACUCGCAGUACAGGGCAUGAUCUUCGGUCAACAAGUUUGUGGGCCACGCUGUCCGAGCUUCUUAAGGAAGCCGAUGCCGUUGUGCUGGCCCCUCCUUGCAACACCUUUUCGAGGGCGAGGGCGCGCUGGAGAAUAUCUCCGGGGCCACCGCCCUUACGUUCACUUGAGUACCUGCAUGGCUUUCCUUGGUUGUCUGAUUCCAACAGAAAUCUUGUUGAGGAUGCCAACUUCCUUGUUUCAAAGUCCUUUGAGUUUUGCCAGCUUUGUGUCGAGGCUGGCGUAGCCUUCAUCAUUGAGCACCCAGAACAGUUGGGAAAGGUGCAGCACAUGAUUCCUGGGUCCAUUUGGGACAUGGACGAUAGCAAGCAUCUGCUCUUGUUCGAAGGCGUGGAAACCUUCGCUUUCUUCCAGUGCCAGUGGGGUGAUGCUCUCAGUAAGAAGCCCACCCGGUUUAUGGCUUUCCAUGUUCACUGGGACUCUUUCACCUUCUUUCCUGGUGCUCAUCGUCUGGCUUCGGAUGGCUCAUAUGCAGGACCUCUUCCUCGCCACUGUGGGCAUGUACAUGAACCUCUUCUUGGGAAGGAUUCCGACGGUGAUUGGAAAACUUCGCGAUCUGCUGCCUAUCCUCCUAAUAUGUGCCAUUGGCUGGCCGCCAGCUUGCUUGGUCUUCGCGUUGGGGGGGGUUCUGCAGCAAGUGGCGCCCGCAUGACGACCUCCCAAAAUCUAGCUGCUGCUGUUUUGCAGCCUCCGGAGCUGUUUGAUUGGCAAUGGGCUCCCUGGUCCUUGGCAAAGGUGGCACUCCUAGGGGAGCCCUCAUGUUCCUUGGAGAGCAAGUCUCGGGAGAUCGCCAUGUCUGGUAGAAUUUCUCAGGCGGACAUGUUUGCCCUUUGCGACCUGAUCUCCGACGAGGAGACAGGCCGAGGACGCAGGCCAGGGGAGUUGCCUACGGAGAAACUCUUUACCAGCGGGGCUUACGUUCAUGGCGGUGUCUGUGGCUUGCGCAAGCACUGCCGGGCCUCUCCUUGGACAACCGCCCUGCUGGCUUGCAUCAUCAACUGCGUUUGUCCUGGCUCUAAGUUCACUUCUGUCUUGCUGGGCAGGGACAUAAAGACGGGGCCGCAUAGGGAUGAGAACAACGAACCUGGCAGCCACAACAUCGUAGUCAAGGCUGCCUCCUUCUCGAGGGGCGGCCUGCUGCUGGAGGACGAGACUGGUGACCAGGAGAUGAUCGUGAAUGGUCAGCUCCGGCAGUUCAGGGUGUUGGGGUUUGUUGAGGGGUUCCUAAAGUUCGACCCUUCGCUCUGGCAUGCUACCGAGGACUGGGAAGGCACUCGAAUCGUGGUCAUCGGUUUCUCGAUCAGGGAUCCGCAUAAGCUUAAGUCCGAGGAUCAAAUUUUCUUGGAACGGCUUCUAGGUGAUGAGGAUCAUGGGGACACGGGGCCUACACGCUCUACUUCUUCAAAGGUCAAGUCCCCCGACAUUGAAUACCCAUUUCACGGCUACAUGGAGGCCGCGAGGAGCUACAACUACGGGGACCCACUCACGGUUAGCUGGCGAGGUCUGCAUCAAUCCAUGUGCGACGGUUGCGGACUGAACAGCCCCGGAAGGUGGCGACCGGGGUCCCGAGGUCUGGGACUUCCUUGGGAGGCGAGUGAUCUCGCGCAGAGGAUUCACGGACUGCUUUUGAGGUUCGUCUCGGAGAACAUUGAUGACACCAAGAAGGCUUUCUUCCGUUUGGCUCUGGGCAGGAUGUCUUCGGCCCCCUUCAGUCCGGAAAGCAUGGAGCACUUGCGUGAUGAGUGGUUUCGGCUGCUUCCUGACUCCAAGGCCGCCUCUAAGGUGGCGGAGGGCCAACCAUUCUACUUGGAGGCGCUUUCGCAGACUAGUCGGCUUCUUGGGGAUGAGGACUGGGGGAUUCUGACGAGGGAUCCGGAGAACUACGCUUCGGGGCGCAAAGUGGGCGUCGACUCACCCUUCCCGAGGGUCCCUCUGGUGUUCCGGCCGAAGAAGAAGUGGAGAGACUAUGAUGAUUCACCUUAUCAGGCGAUCAACGCUAACUACUCCUCUGCAGCUCUGGUUCCGGAUCAGUUGGAGGCACAGUUCGAGGAAGAAGAAGCUCUUGGUAUGAUGUUUCCUUUGAGCGAGGCUGAGGCACGGAAAAGGUUUGGAGACAAGCUACAUGUGGCGUCAUUAGGAGCCAUCAUGAAGGACGAUGGCACGGUCCGAACCAUCUUUGACGGUACCCACUCCGUGAAGCUUAACAAUCGGAUUCGCAUUGAUGAUCACUUAGAAUUCCCUGGACCAUCCUGCGUGGGACGUGCCAUGGAGGAGAUGGAGGACGAUGGUUAUCAUCUGCUGAUUGGGGUGGCCGCGGAUGUGGCUAAGGGCCACCGAAGGUACAAACAUCGCUCGGAGGACCAUGGCUACCUCGGCUGUAGGGCGCGCGAGGAUGGUCCCAUUUGGUUCAACCGGGUAGGGACCUUUGGCAUGGCAUGCGCUGCCUAUCACUUCGCCAGGCUUGUUGGGCUCAUUGGGAGGUGUGCACUGACAGUUCUGAUGACGAGCCCGCUGUUCCAGUUUCUCUUCGCUGAUGACUUGAAGUUCUUCAGUGGGGGUCUCCAGCUGGAGUCAGAGGGGAGUAUGCAGUGCCCCAUCUUCUCUUCGCAAGCGGAAGGUUAA
Molecule: messenger RNA, 3969 nt
Organism: Symbiodinium sp. CCMP2592
Lineage: Eukaryota; Dinophyceae; Suessiales; Symbiodiniaceae
Source: the annotation of a GenBank genome assembly